GGAUAACGCGGCGAGUGCGGCAAGAGACGUCGCCCAUGGCUGCAGCUCGAGUGAAGGAGCAGUUCGAGGAGGAGAUGCGGCAGCAGCUGGUGGAGGAAGAGGGGCUGCUGGAUGAGUCGGAAUGGAGGCAACUGAUGGGAGCGACAAGCUCGCGGGCAGUCGGGAGGCAGCAGGGGAGCAACAAGGAGGAGAUCAUACGCGAGCUAGGCAACCUCUUUCCCUCCUACUCGCCAGCGUCGAUCGCCGCAGCCGCAGCCGCAGCCGCUGACCUUGAAGCUGCUGUCUUCCACCUCCUCUCGUCUGUCCCUCCAUCGGUGGAGGAUGACGAGCAGGUGCCGCUGGAGAUCUUCGAAGAGGCUUCUCUUGCAGGCUCCACCUCCGUCUCCUCCUCCCCUCCAGCUCGCGCAGCUUCUCGUCCUCUUGCCUCAGCAGCUGCUGGGUCGCUCAAGACGCCGCCUGUCACCACAGGAGCGUGUGGGUUUGGACUUUGGUUUGACGUGAAGACGAAAGACCAGCCGAUCGUCAUCACGGGGCUGCGGAGCGCAUCAUCACCGGGGCUCAACUGGGGGCAGGGGCAAGCUGUGCGGAUGAAGGUGCUGACGACAAGCGGGACGGGGCGGGGGAAGGAGCUGAAUCCUUCCGCAUGGGAGCUGGUGGGUGAGGAGGAGGUCAGCCUGCCCAUGGUCAGCUGGGCAGACACAAAUCCCGAGUACGGGAGCCUCCCGCUGCAGCAGCCCCUUCGCAUCCCCCCCAACUCUGUGCGAAGCUUCCUCCUCCACACCAACGACUUGUACGGGCUAGUCCAGAGCGUUGGCGCUGGAGCGGGGGGGACGAUGGAGUUCUGGGACGAGGACGAGGACGGGCCUCAGCCGUACCGCUGCGGCUCAGAGAUCACCAGCAACGAGCAUCUCGAGAUUCGCUGCGGGCUCUCCAUCGGCGCCAUGCUCUUCGAAGAGUUUGAGGGCGUCGCCCUCCCCCAGCCCGGAGGCUUUGCGGGAGUGAUCGAGUACACCGUCGGGUGAAGGAGGACGAGGACCGGGAGGCGAAGUUAACGAACGUAAAGCUUUUCUUCUGAUAAAAAAUAGUCCUGCUCCAGCCCAAGCUCUUCCCUCUCACGCUUUCUCACUAGUUUUCCGGAACUUACGCAUGGCUUUGAGAUGCGCGAGCAACGCGCGAUUCUGGCUGCUUCCUGAAGUGCUCGAGGACGAGAGCGAACUCGAGGAGGAGUAAGAGUCGAAGGAGCUCGUGGAGGACAUGGAACCGCUAGAGAUGGUGGAGGCGUCAGAGAAGCAGUCUUCCAGUGCCGCCCCCCACAGGAGGCGAGUUAUUCUCUCCCUGAUCUCCUCAGCACGAGCACGGAGGGCGGGGGCGGAAACUUCGCCCUCGCCGAAGGGAGGUUCACAGGGGUCGAGACUCAAACUCUGAAGCUCCUCCGAGAUGGCUCGAAGCUUCUCACCGUGCAGACUCGCGCUGCUGCCCUCUCGCUCCAUGAGCUGCAACUCAGCACACAGCUCCUCAGCCCUCGCUUGAUACUCGCCGAUCAACGUCUGCUCAUCCCGCACGACCUUCACCUUCGCCGCGACUUCGUCCUUGGCGCGUCUCAGAUCGAGUUCGAUCAUGUGCAGCUCGUUGUCCUUGGCUUCCAACGUCCUAAGGUAUCCAUCCAGCGUGUCCUUGCUUGCUUCCCCUUGCUUCAUCAGACUCCCCGCCCGACUCUGCAGGGCCCGGCAUGCGGUCAAGCAAUCGAACACGCUCCCAGCAUCGUGAUCAGGCGCGUCCAGGCGAGGUUCGAACAUGGACAGCAGCACGUUAUACCUGCUGGGUUCCUCCUCUCCUGCGAGACUGACCCGCACAUUCAGGCUGACCUCGUCGCCCGCUUGGUCGUACAAGGUCAACAGACUCAUCGGACACUCCCCAGGCUUCUUUAUCGCAGUCUCUAUCAUCUCCUGCAACAUCUGGAAAUUCGUCGACGGCCCUUGACAUAUUUUCAACGACUUGCCCACCACGAAAUCUUGUUUAAACCCAAAGAAAGUUGUCCAUGACGGUGAAACUUGCUUGACAAUGUAUGGCGGGUCUGACUUGAUCAGAACCGAGCAAGAUUCGUUCCCUCCCUCCAUCUCUCAAGGCUGAUGAUCGCUCCAAGAAAUCCUCUUCACAGCUCAAUCUCACUUC
Messenger RNA from Guillardia theta CCMP2712, 2172 nucleotides. RefSeq lists its product as hypothetical. NCBI's taxonomy places the organism in Eukaryota, Cryptophyceae, Pyrenomonadales, Geminigeraceae. The transcript has 12 exons. The record is from RefSeq and is a predicted model, not a curated record. Bases 36 to 1022 code for a protein of 328 amino acids.